Molecule: messenger RNA, 2717 nt
Organism: Puccinia graminis f. sp. tritici CRL 75-36-700-3
Lineage: Eukaryota; Fungi; Basidiomycota; Pucciniomycetes; Pucciniales; Pucciniaceae
Exons: 7
Coding region: 744-2054 (436 amino acids)
Biological process (GO): lipid droplet organization; lipid storage
Cellular component (GO): endoplasmic reticulum membrane
Source: RefSeq, a predicted model, not a curated record
CCUGAGGUUGAGCUGGCUUGACUAACUACAUGAUACCGGUUCAUGAAAGUAUCGGACUCUGGGUUGAGUGACGUCAUAAUCAACCCCGCAUAUAUCUGUGUGCACAACCACAUGACUGGCUGGCUGCUGACUCCCGACUUGACUACCACUUGGGUCCGAUUAAAGUACUUCGACCCUCAAUCCUUAUAAAGAAGAUAUAUUUAUUUGUCUCCAGUACCGUCCUCAUUUCCAGUGGGGUUUCAUACUCGGUCGAACGGUUGGAUGGGAAGGAAUCUGGUCUCCAUACAUUAUUGAUAUCCCCCAAAACUGACGAUCGUCCAGCUCAGGAACUCGGAAACGGAACCACAUCUCGGUCGAAAGGUGCUCGAAGAUAUCAUCCCCCUGACCGGGAAGUGUAAAACUCACAGAUUGGCGAUCCUCCCCAUCUUGGGUUUUGGAUGACUACAAUGUGUCACUUUUGAUGAAGCUCAUCAUCGUCAACCGCUCCUGAAUUCCAAAAGGAAGGAUAAAUAAAGCACCACUUGGCCUCCGAUCACCUUCCAAACCAUUCUUCCAGUCAGAAAUUCUGGGUGUCUCAACUUAAUCUUCCUCGACUCAACUUAUUGGUCUGCUCACUUGUCCAGUCUAUAGUUAAAUAAUUUAGCAACAGGUUACAAUCUAGACCCGAGACGAUCAGCCACACUAUAAGCUUCCAUCCCAGCUACCUCAAACCAUCGAAUUUUGCUAUCAAAACUCCAUCCAGUAUGCCAGCUCGCACCAAUCUUGCUCCCGAUGAUCGAAUGAAGGACUGGCUAAGCUCCCAAAUCGAUACUUUUCAAGAUUUUCUCAACCGCUUGGCCUCGCCUGUCUUCGCUGUAGCAGAUCAAGUCCUCGUUGUACUUUCUUACCUUAACCCGUUUACUUACAUCUUCCUCAUCUUCAAUUUCUUCUAUCGACUCUGUGUCUCACCCCAUACACAUCGAUCCAUUCUCGGAUCGAUUAUCUUGGGCUUUAUCUUCAUCAUCAGCUUGCUGCUUAGUAUCAUCGCUUACAUAACGUUUUACCGGGCCUAUGUUCCUCACGUGGGAUUUCGUCUGCCCGUUUGGCUGCAUUACGGGGAAGCUCGGGUACCAUAUGCUGUCAUGGACUUAACUUCCAUCGCACCUGAGAUCACGAUUGAUCAGGCAUACGAUGUGCAUCUUCAUCUCACCGUCCCAACCAAUGAUCGCAACAUGAAUAUGGGCAACUUUAUGGUUCAUUUUUCCCUUGUCACGACUCCACCGCAUAAUACCACCCUCCAUCGAAGCUCACGCCACGCUUCUCUAGUAUACGAGCCUGGAUUUGCUCGCGUGCUUCAUGCCUUCAAGUACCUUCGAACCCUCUUCUUCUUUUCCUCGCCCCCCUCUGUCCAGCACGUCAGAGUACCUCUUCUAGAGCACCGCAUCAUACAUCCCAGCUCUCUUGGCAAGCGCACCAAAAUUUCCCAUGCUACGAUCGAUGUGGGGCGGCAGGAUGUGUACAGCUCACCAACUUUACUACUCGAGCGUAAUGGCUGGGGAGAGCUUCAAAUUUACAAAGCUGUUUUGGUUUUUGAUGCGCAUUUGGAAGGUCUUAGAUGGGCGCUUUACUACCAUCCUUACAUUUCGUUUUGCUUUUUUUCGGCGUUCUUCUUCAUCGCCGAGCUUAUGGCUGUAUUUGUCACUUGGGGGGCAGCUCUUUAUCGUCAAUCACCAAGCAAGUCGCCUGAAUUGAAACCAUUCCCCAAAGAAGAGUCUUACUCCGGUAGGCCACAUAGCCCGACCAAUCAGAAUCGCCUGAAACAUGAAACUCCUGCUCUGGGUACGACAGAGGUGGAUAGUUCUUCAACCUCUGAAAAUGACCCUCGAUCUCUGCAUGACCCCGAGGAUCGCGAACAUGACGCUUUCUUCGACGAACCCCCACGGAUCAAAACCGAGAUCAACGAGGAUGGGGUACUAGUAGGUAGCAGUCGGGACAUCAAUACCGAUCAUUCGACGAGCGACCCCCAGGGCCGUCUUAUCCAUCGGAAGUCGUCCAAGACCUCCAGAUAUAGCUAACUGAAACAUUUUCUAUAUUUUUGGCUCGCAUACGUCAAUGAGCCCUCCGCAAGAUUGCUUCUUCCUUUUUGUUGUUGAUGCCGUCACGGCGGCUGCAUGUAGAUCACGGUGCUCUAUCUCAUCUUUUUCGUAAAAUAUCAGCUUACUAUAGCGUUCUGUCUUACUAAAAUCUCCACGACCAUCCCAAAUCUCUCUUGAUACACUCAAUGUGCCAUUUGUGUCAAGUCAUAACAAAGAGAUGAAAAAAAAAAUGAUUAAAUUUUACCCCGCACAUACAUACCUAGAAAAUGAUUUUUAUUUAUCUGGUUUCACCAUUCUUCACAUUCAUCUGAUGUCUACUUAAAGGGAUUUUCACAUUGCAAGGCCAUGGAAACUCAAUGUGGGAUCUUGCCAAGCAAAAUGAAAUUUGUGACUCACUGUCAGCUCAAAAAAUGUAUUCAUUCACCAUUGUCGGGUAAUAAAACAUCUACAUACAUUUUUAGUAGUAUUACGCAUUUGACCCUUCACUUAUUUAACUUCGACAUUUGUUUCGAUGCUGGUACAAUUCUUAGUUUUAAGAUUUUGCGGCUGAAUUGAGUUUGAGACGACGUUGUCUGUUGUAGUAAAGAAUGCCUAUCGUCACAUCAUUGAGUUUACUGGGAUGAGACGUGCGCAGUCCUCCAA